AUGGCUGCUACAGUUGCGUCUUGGUUUGGGUAUACACCCUCCGUUGCAAGAGACAAAAAGCUCCCAGAUGAGCCACCCAAAGCCCUCCCAGCUUCGUGGUACUACUCCCCAGAGAUAUAUCAGUUGGAGCGAAGAGCUAUUUUUUCCAAGAAAUGGAUCUUAGUUACCCACAAGUUGCGCUUCACAAAACCCGGUGACUUCCUUCGGUUUGAGGAAGCUGGAUUCUCCUUUGUGUUAUGCCUUGACCGAGAAGGUAACUUGAACGGCUUUCACAAUAUCUGCCGCCAUCGUGCAUAUCCCCUCAUCUCCGAACACGAGGGCAACGUCAAGAUUCUGUCGUGCAAAUAUCAUGGGUGGUCGUACAGCCUCAAUGGAAAGCUAGCCAAAGCUCCCAAGUUUGAUGUCGUCCCGGGAUUCCAGAAAGAGAAUCAGAGCUUGUUCCCCGUGCAUGUCCAUACUGAUGCACUGGGCUUCAUUUGGGUCAAUCUUGACUCUUCACCGAAUCCAGUCCCCUGGGAAGAAGAUUUCGACGGUGUCGACCGGCAAGAACGAUUCCAGAGGUUCGAUUUCACCCAGUACAAGUUUGACCAUACAUGGCAGAUGGCCGGCGACUAUAACUGGAAAACACUGGCGGAUAACUAUAAUGAAUGCUAUCAUUGCACUGUUGCGCAUCCUGACGUGGCGAAGCUGGCCGAUCUUUCAUAUUACUAUACCGUUUCCACACCCGGGCAUAUUCAGCAUUUCUCCCGACCGAAGCCGGAUAAGGUGGAUGAAGACAUACAGAAUGCCAGCACUUACUACUUUCCCAAUGCCUGCAUGACAGUCUCGCCUCAUUUCUUCUACAUGAUGCGAUGCGUCCCGACAUCUGCAACAUCUUGCUCCAUGGAGUACGAGGUCUACCGACACAUAGAAGCUUCGGAUGAGGACUUUGAAUACAUUGACUCCUUCUUCAAGAGAGUCCUGGACGAGGACAAACACCUUUGUAACGCUGCACAGAGGAACCUGAAUGCUGGUGUGUUUGUAAAUGGUCAACUCCACCCUGACCUGGAGAGUGCGCCACUGUUCUUCCAGAAUACUGUCAGAACCUUGCUCAGAAGUCACCGAGACGAGGAGGGAAAGAUAAACAGGGAGAUCUGGCCGGCGCGGCAGCAUUCAGCCGGCCAGGCGACCGCAGAAGAUGUCGCUUUUUGCUUAGGGGUAGCGUGCUCGGUGGCAGGAUCUGCUGAUUUGGAAUGGUAG
Messenger RNA from Aspergillus fischeri NRRL 181, 1239 nucleotides. RefSeq names its product aromatic ring-hydroxylating oxygenase subunit alpha. Lineage: Eukaryota; Fungi; Ascomycota; Eurotiomycetes; Eurotiales; Aspergillaceae. Gene Ontology annotation, molecular function: 2 iron, 2 sulfur cluster binding; iron ion binding. The record is from RefSeq and is a predicted model, not a curated record. The coding region runs from base 1 to 1239 and encodes 412 amino acids. The transcript has 2 exons.